Fusarium sp. VM40 is the source of this 1089-nucleotide messenger RNA. NCBI's taxonomy places the organism in Eukaryota, Fungi, Ascomycota, Sordariomycetes, Hypocreales, Nectriaceae. The record is from the annotation of a GenBank genome assembly.
AUGAAGUUGCCCUCGUUCGCCAGCUUGGCGCUUGUCCUUUCUUCCGUGGCAACCACCUUUGCUGCCAAAUCCUUCUCGGCUUCCAACCUAUACUACGCCGCUGGCUUGACUGAUAGUCAGCAGACCACUCUUUUGACCGGUCUCCAAAGCGCUGGUGUCAAGGUUCUUCGCGUGUGGCUAGACGGCCAAUCUGGCAAUACAAAAGGCACGCCCAUCAACAGCUUCAAUGGCUUGCAAGGCACAGGUCCCGAUGACUGGGACGAUACUGUUCUGAACAGACUUGACAAUUUCAUGGCAAAGGCCCAUGGCUACGGCAUUAAGCUCCUCAUCUCCAUCCACAGCUACAAUGCUCUUGAGGGUAACCGUGACUUUUAUGGAAAGUAUUACGGCACCGGCGACUUCUAUACCAAUACCCAAGCCAUUGCCCAAUUCAAGCAGCGAAUUGCUCAUGUUCUUGCGCACAAGAACCCCAAGAAUGGGAAGACAUGGGCCCAGAGCUCUGAAUACAUCUUUGCUUUUGAGGCUCAGAACGAAGCCAUGCACCCCCAGGGAAACAAACCUGCACUCCAAUCGUGGCAGUGCACCAUGGCCAAGAGCAUCAAGGACAACUUACAGGGAAACACAAAGAUCCUGGUCACUACUGGCGGUGGCUCUUACGUAGACGACUCCCUCCUCGAUGGCUACUUCAGCUGCAGCAGCCUUGAUGUUCUUGCCAUUCACGCUUAUGGCACCGGGGACCUCAACACCGCCAAGCUCAAGCCAUACGUUGACAAGGCCAAGAAUGCCGGCAAGAAGCUCAUCAUGCAGGAGUGGGGUGCUUGCUACACAAACGCAGCGAACAACAACUGUAACGGCGGCUCGCCACUGUCUACAAGCACCAGAGACGCCAACAUCAAGAAUUGGGCUGCUGCUAUUGAUGCAUCGGGCAUUCCUUGGUUUUACUGGCAGAUUCUGCCUAACCCUGAUCCCCACUACGACUGGGACUAUGAGGUCGGUAUCAACGAUGUGAACUGGGGUGCUCUCAAGGCUGCUGGACUUGCUGCGGGUAAGGCGGAGUCUGCCUUUGACUUUAGUCCAUACCUUUUGUAA